Tyto alba (common barn owl) is the source of this 7211-nucleotide messenger RNA. It is a transcript of the gene VANGL2, whose product is annotated as VANGL planar cell polarity protein 2. Bases 3935 to 5500 code for a protein of 521 amino acids. Gene Ontology annotation, biological process: Wnt signaling pathway, planar cell polarity pathway; multicellular organism development; establishment of planar polarity. The record is from RefSeq and is a predicted model, not a curated record. Gene Ontology annotation, cellular component: plasma membrane. The transcript has 9 exons. Lineage: Eukaryota; Metazoa; Chordata; Aves; Strigiformes; Tytonidae.
GGCGUCACGGUGCCAUCCCACCUCCACCUGGACCCGCCACCAGAACCCGGGAGGGUGAAGCUGCUGCUGGUUUUCCCGGGGAGCCCCGAGCGCUCCCCGCGAGCUCGGGCCGAGGCGGCUGGGGGGCUGCGAGGAUGGGGGGUGCUGGGUGCCGAGAUGGGCCGGCGAGCGCCCUGUAGGGCCACGGUUAGGAUCCCUUGGUGCCAGCACAUUUUGCAAUGCAAAUACCUUUCUCUUUGCAUCGAGCCCCGUUCUCAUGCAAAUCCCUGGGUUUUGUACUUUUUUUUUUUUUCUUUCCCCCCCUUUUUUUUUUUUUUUUUUUUCUCCCUCUGGUUCUAGAUCUCAGUGCAGUCAUUUUUACCCACGCAGAGGCCAGCUAGUCCAUCCCUGACCUCCAUCGCUCCCGGACACGCGAUGGGAUUGAAAUGCCGGGUGAAAAGCUGAGCUUUGUCCUGUAGUCACGCAGCGGGAUUUCCCCACUGGAGGAAACUUGGUGGGGACCGAGCACUCAAGGGACUGGACGUUCCUGUGGAUGUUGUAACAAUCCCGAGUGAUCGCAAUAAAAGCUGGCUGUUUGGAAGGGAUAUUAAACCUUCUGCGUCCAAGCUGACGCUGAGCAAUUUGAGAGCAGAAUGAGACCCCAUGGGGGAGUUGGAUUAAGCCACUUGGGCUUUCCUGCGUCCCUCUGAAGCACCCGGUCGUGCCAAUGGACCAAAGAGCUGGAAGUUUGUGGAUUCCUCCCAGCAGCGGCAUCUCCCGGGGCUGGAGCAGCGGCGGGGGGGACCAGGGUGGCCACUGUCCCAUCCCGACCUGGGGGGACUCGGCUGUGGAAAGGAGCAGAGCAGCCUCAGGGUUGAGGGAUGCACCGUGAGGGCGCUGGGAAGCCUCAGCAGAGAGGAGGUGGAGGGCUGGACAUGGCCUGGGGAGAAAGGAAGGAAAAUUGUUGGUGUUUGUGCUUCUGGAGGGGGCGCGCAAAGAGUUGGGGGCGAGGGGAUUGCCUUGGUGGCUUCUCUCCAGCUCCUCAGUGGGUGAUGCAUGGCCGGUGCUUGGGGUUUGAAUAGAUGUGAUGGGGUGAGCUGCUUUGACCCCCCCCCCAGCUCCUGCCUGGGGACCCCACCUUCCCCCCCCGCAUCCACACAGGAGCCCCCGUGGGGGUUUUUCAUAUCCACGCACCCACCUUCUGCUCUUUGCGGGUCACCUGUGGGCGCCCAGCUCCCGGUGCCGGCAGCACCCCUGCUGUCUCCCCAGCAUUCGGUGCUGGGGGGGGCAGGGGGGAGGCAGAUUUUGUGCGGAGGCAGCGUGUUUGUGUAGCCAAGCGAGCGAACGUGCUGGGCACUUGGCUCAGCAGGCCCAGGGCCGGGAGGUGCCCCCGGGUCCCAGGCCGGCUCUGGAGGCGUGCCGGCGGCAUCCCCACCGCGGGCAUCACCGCUCAGGGACCCCCGGGCCAACCAACCACCCCGGUGUCGGCACGGUGAGGGAGGACAGCCCCAAAAUUACGGUGUGAGGCAGGGCUGAGGCUCGCGUUGGGGUUUCUGCCUGACCAUAAACAGCUACGGACUCCGGCUUGCGGCGUGCCUCAGUUUCCCCAUCUCUGUCAAGGGCGGAGCUGGGCUUCCAGCCCUCCCAGGCUUACUGGGAGGAUCAACAGUGGUGGAGUCAUGUGCUGGGAAUCCAGGACCCCAGGGUCUUCCCGGCCCGCUCUGUGACUCAGUUUCCCCGUCGCCACGAUGCUUGUUGGGUCUAGCAGGGAAACACCUGCCCAGAUGUGGCUGAUGGUUCCUCCCGCUCCUGUUUGGCCCCGGCACUGAAGAAGCCAGCUAUCACCAGUGUGCGAAGGGCUGCGUUCACACCCCUCUCGUCACCACCUUCGAGCAUCCUGACUGAACGCUGGUAUUUAUUUAAUUGAUCUAGAUUUGCAGAUGCUGGAAAAAAAAAAAAAAAAAAAAGCACCAGUGGCGUAAAUCGCUGAGCUCUGGCACGGGAACGGCUGGACUCUCGCCGCUCCGCUCCAGUGCGAAGGCAGCCGGGCCUGUCCCAACCCUCCUGGCCAGCACAGAAGUGGUUCAGCCGCCGAUUUCUCCCUCUUCCCUUCGCUCAAAGUGGGUUUUUCUCCAGCAAACGUCGUGCCCCUCUCUCGUGAGGUCUCAAUGCUGAAUAAAGCAGGGCGAGAGAAACACGGCGUGGGUUUGUGCUGCCCGGUCCGAGGGGCAUGCUGCCUGGCUGGGGCCAGGAGGAGAGGAUUUCCCUCUUGGGAUUUCCCCUGGAGCUGUUUGAAAUAAGAAAGCUUUCUCAUCUAGAAACGCUUGGAUUAUUUUUUUUUUUUUUUUUUUUUUGAGCAUUUGAAUGCAAAAGAUAGUUCAUGUUUGAGGUUCUCGGACUCAAAGGCAGGAGAGACGGCGGCAGUGGCUUUUCUGACCGCCCCGAAGCCCCAGCCGAUCUCUCUCUGCUUUGAACCCUGUGAUGUGCUCCAGCAUCAUCCCGAGAAGCCAUCCAGUCUGGACUUGAAGAUGUCAAGAGAUGGCAAAUCCUCACCUCCCCUGGGGAGUUUGUUCUGAUGGUUAAUCACCUCGCUAUUAAAAAUGAGAGUUUUCCUCCUCGUUUGCAUGCGUCUGGCUCUGGCUCCCAGCCCUCGGCGGUUGCUCUGCGUCUCUACGGGCUCGGUAAGGCGAAGCUGCUUCUCCUGGAGACGAGGCAUCCAUUGCCAGCCUCUCCACCCGAGCACCUCGUGCUGCCGAACCGGCUUUCCUCACUCUGCCGGGCAAACCAUCAAAAAAAAAAAAAAAAAAAAAAAAUCCCUUUCUUCCCCGCCGGAGCGGCCAAGUUGCUCCACCAGCACCCAAGUGUCGGCAGGACAGGAGGACGAGGAGCUCCGGGUUCCAGCGACCUGUGGGGAUGGCUGUUUGAUUUACAAAUUAACCUCGCUGGGUUGGGGGGGGGGGGGGGUGUUAUUCCCCCCCGCCAGCCUUUGCCGGGGAGAAAAUUCGGCUGUUUUGUUCCUGGCAAGACGGAGGGUCCUCGUCGGUCUGGAUGUGGAGGUCGCCCGUGGUUCAGUCAUGGAUCGUGCCGGAGCAAACCGUCCCGCGCCGCGGCUCUGCCCUGGGAAAGGGCCCCAAAGCCUCUGCCCGUGACCUCUGCUCCUUCGUCAGCGUGAGAUCCCAGUGCCCGCCUUGUUCUCCCUCUGAACAGAUCAACCUUCAGCUCUGGUUUUUGCCUCUGGGACCUGGACAGCCUUGAGCUCCCCACGCCACCGUGGGGGGACCCCUGACUCGGGGGGGGGGGGGGGUGGCCUUGAAGCGUGGCUGCUGGCCGCGGGAUUGUGGUGGCCGAGGAGCAGUCAAUCCGCGGGCCGGUGGUGCCUUGAAUCGCCGAGAUGCGUUGGAAAACCCCACCUUGAUUUUGGUUGAUAAAUCAGCUUCGCCUCCCCUGGCUCUGGCUGGCGGGGGGGGGCGCGGGAACAGGGGGGGAGCGGUGCUCAGCCUGGCUCUGGACGCCUCGGGGAGGGCCACAUCCAGUGCUGAGCUCGACCGCGGCCCCCCGGCACGGCCGCCCGUCCUGUGAGUGGCUUCCCCCCACCACCACCCCCAGCCCCUACUCCAUGCGCAGCCCCCCCCCCACUUUAGCCCCCGCCAGCUGGAUGCCAUCCCCGCCGGAGGCUCAGGAUGCCCCGAGUGCCUCGGUGACCACCAGGACGGGGGACAGCACCCGCCUGCACCCGCUUCACCCCCACCUCCCCGCCGGCAGGCGAACCGUUUUCUCCUGAAACGAGCCCAACCAGGUGAUCAAAAUAGAGUCCCUCAAGGUGACAGUCGACUUCUUGAAGGUGCCCCUGGGCCUGAAGAAGCCCCCUCUGAAGGAGGCCCUGGCCGCUGUCCCGGGGCCGGGGAGACCCAAGCCCUUCGGCGUGGAGCGGCACAAGCCCCGGCGCUCCGACACCAUGGACAAUGAGUCGCAGUACUCGGGAUAUUCCUACAAGUCCGGGCAUUCCCGCAGCUCCCGCAAGCACAGGGACCGGCGGGACCGCCACCGCUCCAAAAGCCGGGACGGGAGCCGGGGGGACAAGUCGGUGACCAUCCAAGCGCCGGGCGAGCCCUUGUUGGACAAUGAGUCCACCCGGGGGGACGAGAGGGAUGACAACUGGGGCGAGACCACCACGGUGGUGACGGGGACGUCGGAGCACAGCAUCUCGCACGAUGACAUCACCCGCAUCACCAAGGACAUGGAGGACAGCGCCCACCUGGACUGCUCCCGGCACCUGGGCGUCUCGCUGGCCGGGGCGCUGGCGCUGCUUGCCUUCCUCACCCCCCUCGCCUUCAUGCUCCUGCCCCAGCUGCUGUGGCGGGAGGAGCUGGAGCCCUGCGGGACACCCUGCGAGGGGCUCUUCAUCUCCGUGGCCUUCAAACUCCUCAUCCUCCUGCUGGGCAGCUGGGCUCUUUUCUUCCGUCGCCCCAAAGCCUUCUUCCCUCGCGUCUUCGUCUUCCGAGCGUUGCUCAUGGUGCUCGUCUUCCUCCUCGUCGUUUCCUACUGGCUUUUCUACGGCGUGCGGAUCCUGGAUUCGCGGGACCGCAACUACCAGGGGGUGGUGCAGUACGCCGUCUCGCUGGUGGACGCGCUGCUCUUCGUGCACUACUUGGCCGUGGUGCUGCUGGAGCUGCGGCAGCUCCAGCCCCAGUUCACCCUCAAGGCCGUGCGCUCCGCCGACGGGGCCAGCCGCUUCUACAACGUCGGCCACCUCAGCAUCCAGCGAGCAGCCGUGUGGAUCCUGGAGAACUAUUACCACGAUUUCCCGGUCUACAACCCCGCCCUCCUCAACCUGCCAAAAUCCGUCCUGUCCAAGAAAAUGUCCGGGUUUAAAGUCUAUUCCCUCGGCGAGGAAAACACGACGAACAAUUCCACGGGCCAGUCCCGGGCCGUCAUCGCGGCGGCUGCCCGGAGACGCGACAACAGCCACAACGAGUAUUACUACGAGGAGGCAGAGCACGAGCGCAGGGUGCGGAAACGCCGCGCCAGGCUGGUGGUGGCGGUGGAAGAAGCCUUCACCCACAUCAAGCGGCUGCAGGAGGAGGACCAGAAGAACCCACGGGAGAUCAUGGACCCACGGGAGGCAGCUCAAGCCAUCUUCGCCUCCAUGGCCCGGGCCAUGCAGAAAUACCUGCGCACCACCAAGCAGCAGCCCUACCACACCAUGGAGAGCAUCCUGCAGCACCUCGAGUUCUGCAUCACCCACGACAUGACGCCCAAGGCGUUUCUUGAGCGGUACCUGACGGCCGGGCCCACCAUCCAGUACCACAAGGACCGCUGGCUGGCCAAGCAGUGGACGCUGGUCAGCGAGGAGCCGGUGACGAACGGCCUGAAAGAUGGGGUGGUCUUCGUGCUGAAGCGCCAGGACUUCAGCCUCGUGGUGAGCACCAAGAAGAUCCCUUUCUUCAAGCUCUCGGAGGAGUUUGUGGACCCCAAGUCGCACAAGUUCGUCAUGAGGCUGCAGUCGGAGACCUCCGUGUGAGCUGAAGAGGGAUGGAGAGGGGUCGGGGGGGGGGGGGGGGGGGAAGACCCUCUCCGCACCCCUCCGUCUCGUCCUCCCCAUCUCCGCCGGGGUUCAGGGAGGCCACGGCUCGAGGGCAGAACUGCGGCGGGCGCCGGGAAGCAGCACCCAGGCCCGGCUCCAUCACCUACCUGUGACCACUCGCCCUCCGCCUCAGCUUGGCCCGCGUUGGGGUGGGCUGAGCCCCUUCCUCCUCCUCCUCUUCCUCCUCCUCCUCCUCCUCCCCUGAAACCCAGGUCCUUGUAGCGUCCCCCCAGAAGGCGCAGCCGGCGGAGGACAGUGGCAUGGCCAGGAAGGAGACGGCGUUUCGGUGCCAUAACUCAAGGGCUAACUCUACGUGUUCUUCACCAGCGUCUUCAAGCACCAUCAGGUCCCAAGGACCUUCUGCUCUUGCCCCUUUUUCUACCUGGCAACUGGCCCGGCUCUGACCUUAAACCACCGCCCACCGUCUGGGGCUGGUUUUUAAUCCUAGAGAUUUUGGGGAGGGGAGUAUUUUGCAAACACCUCCGCAAUCAGUGGCUGCUAUGAAAACCUCCCCCAGCGUCCAAGACACCGGAGCGGCGAUGCUCCCGGCUGUAGGAACAUCCUCCUCGCCUCUCUGCUGAUGGUCUACCGCGCUCAGCUCUUCACAAAAGCAAAUGAAAAUCUGUUUUUUACGAGAAGCAGAAGGAUUUUUUUUUUUUUUUUUUUAAGUGGUUUCCUUGCUCCUGAGGUGACCCAUGUCCUUGGUCCCAGCAGCAUCUCCAUGGGGCUUCCCCAUGCCGGUUGGAGCUGUGGCCGCAGGUUGCAGGCAGAGCAGCUUAAAAUGUCCCUCAGGGUCCAAUCCUGGACCUGGAGCCGGUGGGGUGAGUGAAACGAGGGGUUCCUGGUGAGGGUGAUGAGGGCUCGUGGCUCAGUGAGGUCCUUAAUUAAUGUCCCGUGGUGGCAGGUGGCCCGUGGCGAUCCCACGAGCAGCAGCCUCCUCGCCACGGGGGACGCGAAAGCGUUUUGCCUUCCCUUGUAUUUGUUAAGGUCGCAAAUACCUCAUGGAUUUAUUUUAAUUUUUCCUUUUUCCCCUCUGGAUCCUGUUGUCUGGCCACACUGUGUCGGGUCGGGGGUCUCGUGGGGUCCCGGGGGGGUUGUGGCUGGGCAGGGCGGGGGCUGGUUUGGCCGUGGGAGCUGCCAGAUUUCAUCCCGGGGAGGCGUGCGGUUGGAUUUGAUUCUGAUUUAUUUGAUUUAUUUUGUCCUAAGCACUAAAAGGGUGUGAGUUCGGGGGGGGGGGGGCAACGCUUGGGCCGUGGCACACUGGUCAUGUGUGUCACCCCAGAGGGGUUGGGGGCUUCCCCAGUUAGCACCAGUAACAACAUUAAGGUGCUGGAGGGGUCCUGGGGGUCCAUCCCCAUCCAGCACUGCGCUACUCGGGGCUGGAUUUCCCAAUUUCCAGGAAAUUGUAAUUUUGGGGGAGUUUCUCACCCCUCUCUGCCACUCCCCCUCAUCUUCCAGCCUCUCGAGGCCGAAGGACCCAGGUUUCACCCCCCUGGUCCCCCUCACUCUAUCAGUGCUGCUGCCACUGGGAGCCCAUUUUGGGGUGUUUUACUGCAAAAAAGACUUCAGUGAGUGCGAGUGGAUGGGUCGGCCGGGGAGGGGGGAUUUUUCACUUGGAGUUUAAGAAGAAUAAACCCUUUUUCGUUCA